Trichogramma pretiosum is the source of this 9056-nucleotide messenger RNA. Its product is annotated as DEAD-box ATP-dependent RNA helicase 20-like. Lineage: Eukaryota; Metazoa; Arthropoda; Insecta; Hymenoptera; Trichogrammatidae. Gene Ontology annotation, molecular function: ATP binding; RNA binding; RNA helicase activity. The record is from RefSeq and is a predicted model, not a curated record. The transcript is spliced from 4 exons. Gene Ontology annotation, cellular component: cytoplasm; nucleus; ribonucleoprotein complex. The coding region runs from base 416 to 2707 and encodes 763 amino acids.
UUCUCGAGCUCGCCGUAGCCUCCCUGUAUCUCAGCUAGGCUCCAACGGAAGUCCGUGUCAGCUGCUUGUUUCCGUCGCUCCGUACUCUCCUCGAGCGCCUGCAAGCCAAUUCGCGCUCACUCUGCACCGGGUCUCGAAGGUUUGGUCGUUCUACGAUCGCACCAGCAGCAGCGAAGGGCAGUCCCAGAUUAGAGAAGCAUUUAGGCAGGCAGUACGAGCACGACACGCAUCGUUCAUCGAAGCGAGUGACUCAACCGUUGAGACUAGCUCAGAGCCUCUGUGUGUAGGAGAAAUCAUAAAGGGUCGUCAGGCGUCGUGAGACGAACACAGCUCGUGCAAAGGCAGCGAGAAACGAGGCGAGAAAUUUGCUAGAUCCUUGCAGUGAUUUAGCCUAUUACCAGCUGCCAUUAUCAGAAUGUACAGCGGUGGUUACGCCAAUCAGACUUCUUUCAGACCCAGAGGAAACAGAGACUUUGGAAAUCGUAAAGGAGGUGGAGGUAUGUACUGGAACACCCAACAUCAAACUCAACAACAUCAGCAACAUCAACAACAGCAGCAACAAAUUGAUUUUAUCAAUAAAAAUAAGAAAAAUCAAAAGAAAACUCCUGGUGAUUUGUUGAAAAAACCAAAUUGGGAAAUCAUGGCGUUGCCUAUUUUUACCAAGGAUUUAUACGUGCCUCACCAAAAUAUCUUGUGCCGUACAAUGGAUCAAGUAAACCAGUUCAAUGCUGGUAAAGAAAUUACAGUUAAAGGCAACAACACCCCUUUCCCAAUUCAGACAUUUGAGGAAAGUAACUUUCCUGAUUAUGUCAUGAAUGAAAUCAGGAAACAAGGAUUUGCAGAGCCUACUGCUAUUCAAUCUCAAGGCUGGCCAAUUGCUCUAAGUGGACGAGACAUGGUUGGCAUUGCUCAAACUGGAUCUGGAAAGACUCUAGCUUAUAUGCUUCCAGCUACUGUUCAUAUUAAUAAUCAGCCUCGUUUAAGCCGAGGAGAUGGACCCAUUGUUCUUGUCCUUGCACCAACUCGGGAGCUUGCUCAACAAAUUCAAAGUGUUGCUCGGGAUUUUGGUUCAGCGUCGUGCAUUCGUAAUACUUGCAUUUUUGGUGGUUCUCCCAAAGGACCUCAAGCUCGUGAUCUUGAGCGUGGUGUUGAAAUCUGCAUUGCUACUCCUGGUCGAUUGAUUGAUUUCCUUGAACGAGGAACUACCAAUCUGCGAAGAUGUACUUACCUUGUACUCGAUGAAGCUGAUCGCAUGUUGGAUAUGGGUUUUGAACCCCAAAUUAGGAAAAUCAUUGAGCAGAUUAGGCCAGACAGACAAGUUCUUAUGUGGUCGGCUACCUGGCCAAAGGAAGUGCAAGCUUUAGCUGAAGAUUUUCUUAAUGAUUACAUUCAAAUUAAUAUUGGCUCUUUAAGUCUCGCAGCAAAUCAUAACAUCCGCCAAAUCAUAGAUGUUUGCCAAGAACAUGAGAAAGAAGGAAAAUUAGCCACUCUUUUAAGAGAUCUGCGAUGUGAUCAAGGCAACAAAACUAUCAUCUUUGUUGAAACUAAGAAAAAAGUUGAUGACAUCACCAAAGUGAUUAAACGUCUCGGCUGGCACGCGAUUGCUAUUCACGGUGAUAAAUCUCAACCAGAGCGCGACUAUGUUCUCAAUGAAUUCCGUAGUGGAAAAACUCAAAUCCUCGUUGCUACUGAUGUAGCUGCUCGUGGUCUUGAUGUCGAGGAUGUGAAGUAUGUCGUUAAUUUCGAUUAUCCCAAUAGUAGCGAAGACUACGUUCACAGAAUCGGACGUACUGGACGUUGUCAAAGUUCCGGUACAAGUUACGCUUUCUUCACGCCUGGAAAUAGUCGGCAAGCCAAAGAUCUUAUGUCCGUUCUUGAAGAAGCUGGUCAGCCAAUUAAUCCUAAACUUGCAGAGAUGGCAAAUACCCAACGCGGCCAAUUCAACAAAGGUCGUCAACGAUGGAACGGUCCCAACAACCGUAUGCCCGUACAUCAUAAUAACAAAGAUCAGAUGAACGGUAGUCCACGCAACAAUCGUCGCGGAAGCCCAUCACAGCAGCAAAAUGGCUGGCAAAAUAAUUUUAACCCCAACAAAAUGGGUCAGCAACAGCAUAUGAACAAUGGGCGUCCACCAAUGAUGCGUCAGCAAAAUAACUACAACAACCGCAAUCAAAAUGGAUAUCAGUCACCUCAAGGCAAUGGUUAUCAACCUCAGCAACAUCGUCAGAAUAAUGGAGGCUACCAAAAUAGCUAUCAAUCCAACGCCAAUGGGCUUCAGCAGAAUGGUUAUGGUCAACAAAAUAAUGGAAUGCAACAGCAACGUUAUCAAGGCUAUGCUGGUAGUAACAACAGCUACCAACAAGGCAGUCGUUAUGGCAAUCGACCAUCUACCAAUUAUGGUCAACCGAGGCAACAAUCGAACUCAGCUACGAUUCAACCUCAGCACACUCAAACCCAGCAACAGCAAGCUCAACAACAACAGCAGGGAAUGUAUUCCAUCCCUCAAGCCUUCAUGAUGCCCUCAGCUGCUGCUGCAGCUGCAACUGACUCAACUCUUCAGAGUAUUGUCAACAACAAGUUCUUCCAGACAAACAGACCACCAACUACGGCCAACCCUUGCGCCUAUCAGUCAGCCAUGAGUUAUGGACAGUUCCAGGCUGUACCGCCGUAUGGUUAUCCAUACCCACCAACUCCGGUACAACAGUGAUUACUCUGCCCAAACUAAUGGAUUCUUUUAACAGCGAUUUUUCUUCUACUUGCUUUAUCGCACUCUCUAUAUCACUCUAGUAAUACUACUUUGUUGUUGCAAUGGGCACUAAAAAACUUGGGUAAUUUGAAACCUCGAAUUUUUAAGGUAUAGUCCAAGAGGCAAAGCUUCAUAAAUUUAUUCAUUUUUGGUUUAUAUUAUUACUACGUAAACUAGUUAUAGUUAUUACUAUUAUUGAAUAUUUCAUUUUUUGUUUUGCGACGUCUAAAAGCACAGUUCAUAAACAAAUGCGCUGUGUUCUCUUUGUAUCACCAAAUUUAUUAUUGUUCUCGUGUUAAGAAACGAUAUAUUAACGUUCUUAAAUAAUUCUUUCUUUACUAUCGUACUUUUCUGGAAUGAUGCUAAAAAUACACUAGUAAAUGUAUCCUCCGUCGCGUCCUUGACACGACCGUUGAUCUUAAUUAUCCUACAUUGGACGUAUUUGUUUAUUAACGAAAGAAUUCAAAAUUAUGUCCAAAGAGAUGCUGAUAAUAUUUAGCAUGAAAUUUUUUUAGGAUAUAAGAAUAAUAAGUCGAUAAAUCAUUGAUUCACAAUAAAUUAUAAAAUAUCGUGAUAGUAUUUUAAAUCGGAACGAAAAUAUUCGGUUAUUUUACUAAGCACAUUCCAGUGAAGUCUGAAAGUAGAGAUCUAGUUAGUGGUGGUACAUCCAUAAUUAUAUGAUAAAUGUACCUCAUAUAUCUGCAUACACUAUGGUAUAUUAAUAUCGAUAAAACCAAUAUUCAUUGUGACCAAUUAAGUAAGUGCAUAAUCUCGUAAAACACUUGGUCAUUUUCGUGGUAAUCGAUAGUGGAAUAAUCAAUUUUUUGCGAUUGGUACGAGACAGCAACAAAGCAAAGAAAAUUCUUACAAAAAAACUAUGUGUACUAUCUGUAUGCUUUUCUGAAAUGCACGAAACAUAUAGAAGGGGAAUGGGGGUUAUAGAAUUUCUAAUGAUUUAUAAUUUAAUUAUUAUUUAACGAUAUUAAUAUAUAUCUGUUGAAUGUAUAAUAAAGGGACAAAAUAGGUAAUGCUCUUUAUAUACACAAAGUAUACAAUUGUCGACAAAACGAGAGAGAUUUACAAUAAUAGCGCACGAUAUAAAUCCAAUUAUUUUAUUCGACAAAAAAACGAAAUAAUCGUAACUAAAGAGAAAAAAAUAAGUAAUGUGACGCCAAUCACUAAACUCAAGCAGUUGAGUACAUAUAAACGUUAUACACGUAUAAAAACAUUAGGUUCUUGCUUGGUCGUACUACUGUAAUACUGCAAAAUGCCGAACGUAUACAUAAGAAACGCGUCGCUGUACUUUUUCUCACAUACACGUUUAAAGUACGCGAACGAAGCAACUUUUUCUUCCGACGAUAAGAAAUAUAAACAAGCAAAACGAGCGAUGUAGGGUACGAAAACGCUUUACGAAGGUGAAUGUUAUGUUAGGGUAUGCCACUUUAAAAAAAGUCAAAUAAACGUAUUCGAGCGGGAUUCGAUCUUUCUAAGCUUCAUAUGUAUAAAAGUAAACAAAAGAUAGGGCACGCUAAGUGUGCGACGAAUGUUAUUUUUUUUAUUUAUUAUAAUACUCCGCGAAACGAAUAACAAUGUAGUAAUACAAAACGGCGAAUAAAUGCUACGCAGCGAAAAAUGUCAUUUAAAUCUUAAGAGAAAGGAAAGCACGAGAAAUGAUUUUGAUCUUCCAUAAAACAUCGUUCAUUGAUAAAGAGCAAACCAUUAUUAUUAAGGCGCUGGACGAAUAUUAGUUGAAAUGAUAAUAAAACUUGCAUGCGCGAUGAUCGAUUUUCGAGCCACGGCAUGUGCUGUGUAUUUUGCGUAACUGAGACUGUAAUUACUACUUCGGCGAGUAGUUCAACCGUGGAAAAAGACUGGAAAAUAAGCAUUAAUCGAUCGCGUAGUCGAAUAUGGCUGUGCAUUUACCGGAGCUCGGUGCGUUGACCGAGUCUUUGGUAUUUUAUUUUUCUAUAUAUCGCAGAAUAAUCGAUUGUUAUUGUAGUUUCAAAGUUGAAAAACAAGAACGAUGUUCGAGAGAAGAUAUAAUAACUUAAAAUAAUGGACGAAGUGUUAACCAUGAUAUUUCGUUUGUCUCAAUUUUUUUUGUUGAUGUUUUGUAAUGUCAGUGAAAAGAAAACAUUGAAUAAAUUAAAGAUAAAUAAAGUAGAUUUUUCGCGAGAUAUAUAAUAUACGCAUCCACGAGGAUCGAACGCUGUGAUUCUCUUGAUAAACAAAUUUCUAGUCGCAGUAGCAGCGAUCGCUGUACAUAUGUAUUGAAAAUAAGUAUAUAAUUUUUGUAAAUAUUUAAACAUUGAUGCGAGCUAUCAAUGACUGUCAAAUUUUCCUGCAGAUCAAUCACAAUCUGAAUUUAUAUUUAUAUAUGUAUACUUGACAACUGCAACAAAAAAUUAAGUAACAGUGUGAAAUUGUACUUAAGGAUUUUUAAAGUCUUUUAUCGCAUAAAAAAAUUUUCAAACUGAUGAAUCACACUGAAUAAAGCGAAAAUGGAUAUCACGUGAAUGUCCAAGUAUAUAUAUAUUUUUUGUACACUCGCUACUUUUGCGAUGAGUAAUAAAGCUGAAAAUGUUGGAAAAGAAAAUGCGUUCAGUAAAGUCGUAUAUAAUAUUCUCGUGUAUAGAGCCGAAAAGUAAAUAUCGAUAUUAUUACUACGUUUUUUGCGAUGUGAAAUUUUGCGAAAAAUAUUGGAUUAUUGUAUAGAGAACCUUCGUAAGCGUACCCGUGUGUAGUAUUCAUUAUAUUAACUUCACGUCUUUAAGUUUAAAAAAAUCGUUUGUUUUUGUUAUCUGUGCCUAAUCACUACAUCGUACAUGAAUGAGACAAGGUAACGAAGUAUAAUCUCCAAGAGAAUGCGCCGUAUUGCAUCUAAUAGGUUUUCCUCUGUAUCGUUUAACCGUUAAAUAAGAAUGAUAAUGUUUAAUCUUCCGUUAUUCGUUUAUUUUUUUUUUUAUUAUAUUUAAUACAAAUGAAAGAAAAAUCGAAAAGAAAGUGUGAGAAACUAUAUGUAGACUAAAACUAUAUAAUGCGUUGCGCGUGUCGCAUAUUUUUAUUGCGAGCUAAAUAAUGAUCAUAACGAGUUCACGAUUGAUAACGAUUAUAUUUAUAUAUUUGAAUAAAUGCAAAGCGAAAAAAUGAGAUUUCGGGGCUAUAUCAUGUGUAUAGUGAGAAACGAAGAAAAGUUUGAUAGUCUUCGUAAUACUUCUUGAGCGAGCCUCCGGUUUGUUACUUUUUUUGUUGUUUUUAUUUUGUACGUUCAUCACUUGGUGAGGAAUUCAGUAUUUUUUUUAAUGAAAAAACGCACAGAGCUUGUGAAUCGUCAAAGCCAUUAUAAGUACGUCAUGUUUAUACUUUUUGGUAAAAGAAAAACUGGAGGCUACCGCGCACAUUUGCUCGCAUCCCGCAAAUAAUAGCCAAUUAAUUAUUCUUCUUUCUCAUGAAAGUUCCUAUUAUAUGUUGAUUUCGAAUUAUUGUCAGCUCGCGUAUUUACCUGUUAAAAAAUCAAGCGAAUGAUUUUUUUGCAUUACGGAGAAAAUGUGAAGCUGUUGAUAUAGUUGAAAAAAAUUAUAUACGCCAGUGCUGGGAUGCGCGCGUAGUUCUGUGAUAUGUAUCGACGUAUAACGUUAUUAAAAAAUAAGAACCCAAAGCGAUGACUCCAGCACGGAGUCUGUCGCAUUUCUAUCGUGAAUCGCGUUCGUAAUAAGCUUAUAUAGGAAAACGAUGUGUGUAAAAUUACAUUAUUCGCGCGUCUCGUCGUUCUUUUCAUCGUUUUAUAUAGUAAUAUAUCAAAUUGACAAAUACAUACUUGAAGUGAAAUAAAAAGUAACACAUAUUUCGACGCUUAAAAUAUUUAUUUAUAUUUGAAAAAUGAAUACUGAACAAUAACUUUACCCACCCCAUUCGAUGAAUAAAGAAUCAGGUGCAAUGGUGUCAUUGUGGCAAGUUAUGUGUUUAUAUUAUAUUGUAAUGAUUAAAGAAUUGCGAGAAAUUGGAAAAUGAAAAAAUCUCUCUCGCUCUCGAAGAUUGAUGUAUCGUGUGCUAAUAUUAAGAUAAACAAUUAUACAAGUAUAGAAGAGAAAUGUGUGAAGCAUACAGCGCCGAUGCUGUGCGCGCGAAACGCAACUAACUACCUAAGUUCCAAAGGUAAUAAAAAAGAUAAAAAAACAUCAACAAUGAGAUAUUUAAAAAUUACAAAAGAGGCCAAUCGAAUUCGCUCUACACGAUAAUUAAAGUAAUUGUAAUGGAAUAAAAAACUUGGAUAAUAGUAUAUGGGAAUUAACGAGACAAAUUUUAAUGAAUGAUGAAGUAGCCAAAAAAUUAAUAAAUAAAUGAAUGAAUAUUUGCGUUCGCUUGCGGAACGCGCUUACACACGUGAGAGCUGUGACGAACAGGUCACAGCGUUUUCAUCGUAUUAUAAAAUAUAAUUGUACCAAAAAAAAGGUAUGAAACACGUUCCUCUCUCUUUAGUUUUUGUUCGAAACGGAGUCAUAAUUAAUCUAAUGAUAAUCUUUUUAUUUUGCUCUCAACAACGUUAGUGUAUUCCCAUUACAUACGCAUCGUUGAAGGAACCGCGCUUGCGUGCGUGUAACUAGCUAAAUAUUCUUUUUACCUCUCGCCUAAUACGCCUUGAAGCUUAAAGCGAGACGGUCAUUGCCUUUUUAAAGAAAAAAAGUAAUACCCGAUGUGAUAAUUUAGUUAACUUUAAUGCGGUAUCGAGAUAACUGCACGUGAAAGGCACAUCAAUUACUAUUUGUUAUUCAGUCACAACGACAAGAUUCCAUACACGUGUUCUUGUUUAAAAUGGAAAAGAAAAAAAGUGCUUCAGUGGAAAUGUUAUUUAUUUAUCUUUUUCGACCGUACUCGAUAAUUUUUGGUAUUUACGGUGAAUAUUGUAAUUGGACAAUCGGUGUCCUUGCAUUCAUAUACAAGGUCAAAAGCCGUAAGCCCGUUAGUUUGAAUAUAUUUUUCUCAAGUCCCUACGAAUGUCUGUACAUCGUAAACGUACAGUUUCAAUGUACAAAGAUUUAAAAAAAUUGUAAUAGAUAUAUAUUUGUUAUCGGGAUAACGCGAGGGGGAAACAAAAAUCAUGGAAGACUGAAUCUCUAUUUCACUAAUUUAUCGUUCAUGCGUAAAUGCAUGAAAGUUCAUGUUUGCUCAUGCAACUGUGUAUUAGUUUAAUCAAAAAAGUAAAGAAAUAUCGUGAAAAAUUGUGUUUUCAUGGGAUUAAAAAAAAUAAAUUCGCGAUUAUUGUUGGAUAAUCGAGACGAUAAAUUUAAAGCCGUCCACGACGGACAUCAUAAUAUUUGCAUAUGAAAAAUAAAGAAACUGUGUUUCUUUCCUCAAAGUUCGAUAGCGUAAUGAGUUUGUAUAUUGCCUAUAAUAUGUAUAUUUUUUAUAUUCUCGAGCCGAGCUCUUUAAAUAAAAAAGAAUUAUUAAUUAGUUCCAAAAAGAAAAGAGUAACUACGGAUUUUAAUUUAUCUCGACGUGAGCGCGUUAAAGUUUAAAGUCGCAAUGAAGUCAUUACAUAAAAAAACUAAUAAUUGCCUCGUUAUUGAGGAUAGUUAAGGUACACAGGGUUUACAAAUGUAUAUCAUAAUAUCCAUGGAAUACAAAAUAUGACCGUUCACCCUCGCUGCUGCAUCGUUUUUUAAAGUCAUCAUUACACUUAUUAGAGAAUAUAACAUUUUAUUUUUGUUUUAUUUUUAAUUUUAAGUGCAUAAAAUUUGUGAUCCAAAUCUCGUUCGUCGAAAAUAAGUCUACAUUUUGCUUUAAAUAAAAUCUACCAGAAACUGCGUAAUCUCCGCUGUCAUUGAAAAAUCAGCGGAAAUCUGAAAGUUGCCUGUCAUUUUUUCGCGGAAAAGGUGAAAGACAACGUCACCAGAUUCUAGUCAAAAUUUAUCUAUGAUAACAAUAUGGCAAAUAGUCCCGUUACUUGAGUAUCGUAUCGAUUAUUUUCUUACUUACCUAUAAUAACUACCGCCCUUUAUGCUCGUUUAUGUUUAUGUUAGACUUGAGUUAUAACGACCCGUGAACGCGAAAUUGACUUUUUUUCAUUUGUUGAAAAUUGAAAAAAACGUAGGACUCAACAAAUCACGAGCGAUUUUUCUCUAAAGUAAAAACAAAAAGAGAGAGAGGCUUUUAUGAUAAUGAUUUCUGAAUUAUGUUCUCUUUGCUCGAGCGAUUGCUCAAUCAUUCAAUCAAACUUGUUGUUGAAAAGGGGUUUUUGAAAACAAACGGAAACAGUGAUAUUAACGAAUAAUGUAUUUUAAACGAAUAUUACUAAAGGAGAAUUAAUAUU